This is a messenger RNA of Triplophysa rosa, 3446 nucleotides long. RefSeq names its product V-set and transmembrane domain-containing protein 5. The transcript is spliced from 3 exons. Bases 215 to 826 code for a protein of 203 amino acids. Gene Ontology annotation, cellular component: dendrite; axon; plasma membrane. Gene Ontology annotation, biological process: filopodium assembly; positive regulation of excitatory synapse assembly. The record is from RefSeq and is a predicted model, not a curated record. Lineage: Eukaryota; Metazoa; Chordata; Actinopteri; Cypriniformes; Nemacheilidae.
GAAUCCUGCACACUUGAAUGAACAGAUCAGAGAGACAGGAGAAAAGAAUGACAUAGUAAAGGAAUGAAGGAGACAGAGAAAACAGCUCAACAGAGAAAAUACAGUGUAUCAGGAGGAAACAAUCGGCAAACAGAAGCCAAGGGUGAAAGUCUAGAGAGAGCUGUGCGGGCGAUCACAUGUUACGUGUAUGUAAAUACAUGGAGGAGUGAUUCUAAUGAAGACUCAAUGGAUCUCACAGAACACUCAUAUACUGCUCUUCAUAUUCUGUCUCUGCCAGUACACUCAGGCCAUAACUAUUCAAGUCCAGAAGGAAGCUGUAACCGCACCAGUACAGGGAAGUGUGUUUUUCUCCGUGGACAUAAAAUGCAUUGGCAUUCCAACAAUCGGAUGGAUGUUCAGCGGCACAAGCAAGCAGCAAAGGAUUGCAGCCUGGACACCCGGUGGCUCUGUCAACAUCACACAACUCUACAAGGGAAGAGUGACAGCUUAUCCUAAUGGCUCGCUCACCAUAUCCCACCUACAGCUCCAAGACUCUGGUUAUCACAUCAUCACUGUGACAGAGCCUUCUGGAAACAGCAAAGAUGCAGGUGUGCUACUGAAUGUAACAGAGGUGCUCUAUGAGGAUAUACAGUAUUUGGUUGUGUUUGUCAUUGUGUUGGGAGCACUGGCUGCAUUUCUCAUGCUGUGCAUAUGGCUCCUGAAUAAACUAUACUGCUACAUUAAGGCCUGGAAUCUAAGACGACACUUACCAGGUAGCCCGCACGCACGCACACACACAACAGGUGAAACUACACAUCAUGUAUGGCAGUCUUAUGAAAAACUGUGACUUGACCCAGCGAGGUUUUGAAUAUAUUAAAAAGGGGAGUGGGCCCAGCACUGAAUCCUAAGGCACCCCAGUGGUUAGCUGGACAUAUCUGCCUGUGUUGAGGUAAACCUCUAGCCUAGUCCAACAGUGUGGAUUAGAGUGCUCCACUGUAUUAAAGACAGCAGAUCAAUCUGGUCCAGCAGAAUGAGGAUGGAUGUUUUGCAGUUAGCUCGUCCCGCUCUGCAUUUGCUUGCAAAAGCUAUUUUGUAUGUUUUUCUUUCUACCAAAGGAAAUCUCUGCUGUAGAUUUUAAAGGGGUCAUAUGACACGGCUAAAACGAAUAUUAUCGUUUGUUUAAGAUGUAAUGCAAUGUGUAUACACACACAAGCGCGGAUUUACGCACAGGCUUGCCUAGGCUGCAGCCUAGGGGCCCCACCUGUUUAGGGGCCUCUGAUUGGAUUAUUUAUUUAGAAUUUACUUCAGCGCGAAUAAAAAAUAGACCCUCAUUGGCCCAUAAGAAAUAUAACAAAAAAUAAGCCGGUGAUUGGAUAGAUGUUACAUUUGGGUCACAUCUGUCCAAUCAGCUGCUGGUGAAAUCAUGUCAAUCAUAUUAUACAGGUUGGUUUUUAAUUAUGGCUUUGUUUUAUACACAGUUUAUGGAACGCACAGUGGUUUGUGUAAAGAUCCACCGAGGCGUUAUUAGGGGCCGUUUUUAUUUUGCGUAUACUUGUAUAAAACUGAAGCUUGCGCUCUCGUGGUGUUUGCUGUUGCAAAGUAACCCGGAAUGUAGAGGAAACACUGUAGUAUUUGAUGUGUGUGUAUCCGAGUGUGAUUGUUCUGACGCCCCAAGCAGCGUUGGUUUGUGUCUCAGCAGGCUCAGCUUGAUUCUAUCGAACCCUGGUGCGUUUGUAUUCAUCUUACAUCAUCACGAACGUGCAUGACACAUGAUAGUAAACAGAACACGGGUCAAUUUAUUUUGUUUUUCAAUGACUUGAUGGUAUUAUGCGCAGCGCAGAGUAAACAACACUUGGUUUUACUGUAUGUUCGCUUACAGAGCUUUCUGCUGCUUGCAAACAGACUAUUUAUCAGGACUAUUUUAAAAUCUGGAAACAUCGUAUUACCGUUCAUUUGCCGCUCUGACUCCACUCGCAACCCGCAAAACAAUGCAGGCUCACUCUUGCUCAAAUCCAAGGUAAAUUACCAAUGCGAUCAUUUCUUACACGUGUUUUAAUGAAUACAUUGUAAUCGGCUAAAGCGCAUGCGCAGGGUUCGGUACCCUGGUGCACCUGAGUUCAUGUCACAGCUUUUACAUUAGCGGCUUUUCAUGCAAAUCGUACUCCGUUCCGAACUAAACUGCAAGCGUGAAAGGCACGUGAAAGGCACCUGAAAGCCACCUAAGGGGGGCCUCACCCAAAGAGCAGCCUAGGGGCCCCUGACCACCUUAAUCCGUCCCUCUGCACGAUUUAAGGUUCAAAAACACUGCGUGUGACAGAAAUGUAAUGCUUCUUACCAUAUUUGGAACAGGUUCCAAAGCAAUUGUACUGACAGGUACGCCCACCUUACUUGCGUAUACAUUUGGGCGGUCUUAGUCAACUCAUACCACGAACUGAUGUAGAUUUGUGGGGGUGUGGUUACACGAGGUGCUUCAGGCAGGUCUGAGUGAGCAUUCAUCUUUUGUUCCCACACUUUAUUUUUUGCAAUUUUACGUGUCUAAUACAUGCAUGGGCAACUUAUAACACACCAAAGACACAGAAAAACCUGUAUUCGCGCCAUAUGACCCCUUUAAAUCAAAUGUAGCACUAUCAGACACACCGGGUCAGGUUUGUCAUAGCUGUAAUCUUAGUCUGGUGUAUGAGAAUUCUGAUCUAUCAGUCUACUUUUCAGAGGUAUCGAGGUUUGUAAAGUGGUGUGAUUUAAAUGGUCUUGUUUUUCUAUUUAAAACAAGAUUGAGAUGAUGUUCGUACCCUGAUCAAUGGGCAAUUAUCACUGAAGUAAAUAUGCUCCAACAACUACCUUGGCAUCUAUACACUUAGCUAGGGAUCCAAGCAUUGUUAGAAAAAUGCUUUAAAUAUGUCUUGCAGUAUAUUUAAAGUCCACAUCCAUUCAAGUUUAUGGCACAAUCAGUCACAUCACAUCAGGUCAAUCACAAUUAGUUACAAUGUCACUGAUGUCAAACCAGUAGUAUUUGAACGUGGACAAAGGAGGUCAGGUCUGUCAGUUAAUAACAUCAGAUUUCAUUUCUAGAUGAGCUAUUCCUUGACCACUGUUACUUUUUUUUGUCAAUCGUUUCUUUUGUAUUUUACACACAGAGCACAAUGAAACAGAACUACAGCCACUUUGAGGAGCACAGGCAUCUUUCACAUACUGAAGGAGAGGAUCUAUCAGACCUGCAUGUCUCUCUGAAUGCAAAUGGAAACUCACUCCAGUGGGCCCAGGAACUGUCUUUACACUAGCCCACAUUAGUUUGAUGUAGGACACUCAAGGAUUUUACGCAAACGAAUCACACGACACUGAAAACCAAAUGUUUCUAACUGAAUGAUUCCUUGGAAUAUCAUUUGGUGGACGGCACACAGAGAAAACAUUUGAAAUCAGGGAUUCUGUCCACCGUGUGUGUUGAGAUUUAUUAAACAUGACUACUCUAC